Molecule: messenger RNA, 2371 nt
Organism: Dioscorea cayenensis subsp. rotundata (Guinea yam)
Lineage: Eukaryota; Viridiplantae; Streptophyta; Magnoliopsida; Dioscoreales; Dioscoreaceae
Product: AUGMIN subunit 8-like
Exons: 7
Coding region: 406-2214 (602 amino acids)
Biological process (GO): centrosome cycle; spindle assembly
Cellular component (GO): nuclear microtubule; centrosome; cytoplasm
Molecular function (GO): microtubule binding
Source: RefSeq, a predicted model, not a curated record
CUCGUGAGGAGGACAGCAAACAAUCCAAAAACAAAAUUCAGAUAUUUAGAACAAACCGCUGUGAAUUCAUUAAACAAAAGGACUAGAGUUCAGAGAGUCAUCCUUUGUUUGACGUGCCCACUUUGUUAAUUCCUUCAUUUUCUUUUCCUCCUGAAAGCCUUCGCAGAGUCUCCCUGCUCCUCUUUGUCCUCAUGCAAAACCGCCUACCUGAGAUUCUUGGCCUGAUGUUCUCAUGUUUAUUUUAUUUUUUGGUUUUUUGAAGCAAACUUUUUGUGUUUGAUUCUUGCAUCAGCUGAAUGUCCCAUUUGUGGAUCUCCUUGCUCCUUCACAUUCAUCAUGGGUCCAAAGUGUUGGUAUGUCUAUGAAUAACAUGUUUAAUGUGGUUUGAUUUGGAGGGAGUUGUGGAUGGAUAUGAGUAGCUUAGAACCCUUAGGGAUGGUGGCACAGCAGAAGGCCCUGCUGAAAGACAAUAUUCCCUGGCAUCCGCUGGUCUCUUCAGAAAAGAACAAUGCCGUCCUGCAUUCUCGCAAGUCCCAGGUGCAGGAGAUUGGACCAAGAUACAAGUCUACUAUUUCAUCAACUGUUGUAUCCACUCUGCCUGCACGCAAGCGAUGCCCAUCUCCCAAUGCUGAAAAGUUGUCUCCUGCUUCUGGGGUGUUGCUUACUAGACGAUCCCAAUCUGCAGAGAGGAGGUGUCCGUCCACUUUUACUUCGAAGAAUUCUGCAGCAUCAUCACUGUCUUCCAGGCCCUCCAUAACAUACAGCCCGUCUUCCAUGUCAACAACUCCCAUCCGUGAUUCAAUGCCGGAGGUGCAUAAUACUUCACGUAGGUUAUUGUCUAACAGAACACAUGAUGGACUGUGGCCUUCAAUGCGGAGCUUGACAACUUCUUUCCAAUCUGAGUCAGUAUCAAGUCCUGCUGGUAGGAAGGUAAAGCCAGUCAGAGAUUCAUCUCCAGAUCAUUCAUUAAAGUCCUUAGUCAAUGUGGAUUCUGAAAGGAAAAGGACUCCCCUGAGAAGGCUGAAUGCCACAGACCAAUCAGAAAAUUUUCAGCCUGCCGAGAACCCUCAUUUGAGGGUGGUGGAACAACAUCGGUGGCCUCGAAUCAGUGGCAGUAAGUUGCCUGCUAAUACCCCAUCAAGAAUCAUGGAUCUGAAUGAGAAGGUUAACAGAUCCAACUCUUUGCCAGAUGUAGCACGAGUAGUUUCACCAAGGAGACUUUUAGCAUCUAAUUGUUCUGGAAACAGACUCCGACAAUCAGGAAGUGAGGUGUUAAGAUCAGUGCAUUCUUGUAGAAGUGUGGAUAUUAAACAUGAAAUAAGUGCUGCUGUAAAUAUUUCUCCUGAUUGGUCAGGCAUGGUUACAUCUGUGACACGAUCGAAUAGGACUCAGUCUUUCUCAUCCAGUAGUCUGCAUCGGCCUUUAUCACCAAAAAAAACAUUGGCAUCAUCCACCACCUCUAGGGGCAUGCAAAGUCCCUCAAAAACACGGUCAUCAUCCCCUUUUUCUUCCUCCAGCACUGCAACUGGUCAAGCUGCUGCUAUGUCUUCAUUUCUUGACUAUAUUGUGGAUGCAAGGAAAGGAAAGAAGAAUGCAAAUCAGAUAGAAGAUACUUAUCAUCUGCGACUGCUUUACAACAGGAACUUACAAUGGCGCUUCCUUAAUGCUAUAUCAGUUGCAGCAUCAGUUAUUCAGAAAGUAGCUACUGAGGAUGCCCUUUGUGGUGUGUGGAAUACAACAUCAGAAUUGCGUGACUCUGUCAACUUGAAAAGGGUUAAUUUGCUAUGCCUGAAAGAAGAGACGAAAUUGGAUGUAAUUUUGAGAGAACAGCUGGCAUACCUUGAAGACUGGGCUGCAUUGGAAAAAGAACAUUCUGGUUCGUUGUCAGCAGCAACUGAAGCUCUGAAAGCCAGCACACUGUGUCUUCCAGUUUCAGGUGGAUCCAAGGUGGACAUUCGUGCUAUCAAGAAUGCGAUUAGUUCUGCAGUUGAUACUAUGCAAAAAAUCGGUUCCUCUGUUUGUUAUUCACUAUCCAAGGUGGUGAAUAUGAAUCAUCUGGCUACUGAACUUUCUGAUGCUGCAAUGAUAGAGAUGGCCAUGAUUGAUGAAUGUGGAGAUUUACUAGCCUCAGCAGCAGCUAUGCAGAUGCAGGAGUUCAGCCUCAAAACACAGCUCAUGCAGCUGAGGCUGGAGAAUGUUCAUAAGAUGCAGUAGCCAUUCAAAGCAGCUCAUACUCACCUUGCUAACUGACACAAUAGCUAGAGAUAAUGAAAGCCUACAUUUACGGCACUUGUGGUACACCAUUAACCCUUCCUAUUUUCUACUAUUUUUCUGCUUUUCACCUUCCAAGCUGCAGAGGCUGUAACUUUUU